Messenger RNA from Oreochromis aureus, 1224 nucleotides. It is a transcript of the gene npy4r, whose product is annotated as neuropeptide Y receptor Y4. Gene Ontology annotation, biological process: G protein-coupled receptor signaling pathway. Gene Ontology annotation, molecular function: neuropeptide Y receptor activity; neuropeptide binding. NCBI's taxonomy places the organism in Eukaryota, Metazoa, Chordata, Actinopteri, Cichliformes, Cichlidae. The record is from RefSeq and is a predicted model, not a curated record. Gene Ontology annotation, cellular component: plasma membrane; neuron projection. The transcript is spliced from 2 exons. Bases 1 to 1224 code for a protein of 407 amino acids.
AUGUCCUUGAGUGGCAACACAACCCAGUCGUCUUUGUCAGCGUCACCUUUUCCUUCGAUCUUCAACAGCUCCACCCCUCCACAAUCCUCAGCUUGGGAGAAAGAGCGAGCCAGCCAUGAGUCUGUAAAGGACUGGCCAGGGAAUGAGACCCAGCUCCUCUCAGACUUCGCCAUUCUGGAGCAUGAUGAGCAGUGCCACAUGUCUCCUGUCCUGACAGCAUGCCUUGUAGCCUGGUACAGUGUUACAAUGGUGCUAGGGUUGGUGGGCAACAUUGGCCUCAUUUGCAUCAUUGCCCGCCGCAGAGAAAAGGUCAAUGUCACCAGCAUUUUCAUCUGCAACCUGUCGUUCUCUGACAUUCUGGUAUGUGUCUUCUGCCUCCCCUUCACUGUCAUAUACACAAUCAUGGACCACUGGGUGUUUGGCUCGCUGUUAUGUCGCUUGGUGCCGUUCAUCCAGUGUGUCUCUGUGAGUGUGUCAGUGCUGUCUCUUGUGUUUAUCGCCUUAGAAAGGCACCAGCUUAUCAUUAACCCCUCUGGAUGGAAACCAAGUGUUCCUCAGGCCUAUAUGGCGAUUGUUCUCAUUUGGAUACUGGCCUGCUUCACCUCUUUGCCUUUCUUGGCCUUUCAGCUGCUCACAAAUGAGCCCUAUACCAAUGUAAUCCUGCCUGUGCCCUCUUCACAUAUGGAAGCCUGUGUGGAGCACUGGCCAUCCCAGGGUCACAGGGUCGCUUACACCACGUGGCUCCUGCUGUUCCAGUACUGUGGGCCACUGUUUUUGGUCCUGCUCUGUUAUGUUAGAGUUAUUGUGCGGCUCCGUCACCGCAAAGAAAUGUUGGACCGCGCCCGGACCCCGGAGUGCCAGCGCAUGACCCACAGCCGCCGGAUCAACAUCAUGCUGGUUGCCCUCAUAACAGUCUUUGCUCUUUGCUGGCUUCCGCUCACCAUCUUCAACGUGGUGUCAGACUGGAACCAGGAGGCUCUGCCUGUCUGUCACCACAACCUGCUGUUCUCCCUCUGCCACCUGCUGGCCAUGUCCUCCACCUGCAUUAACCCCGUCAUCUACGGAUUCCUCAACUCCAACUUUAGGCAAGAGGUGAGCGAGGUGCUCCUACACUGCCGCUGUUUCCCACUAGAGGAAGAGUGUGAGCAAUAUCCCAUGUCCACUGUGCACAUUGAAGUGUCCCAUACCUCUGUGCCUCUAACCUGCAGGAGCAACUCUGUGUGA